Effrenium voratum is the source of this 3089-nucleotide messenger RNA. The record is from the annotation of a GenBank genome assembly. NCBI's taxonomy places the organism in Eukaryota, Dinophyceae, Suessiales, Symbiodiniaceae.
GUUCUCCUCUCGGCGCGCCUGUCACGUCCUUCUGGGGGCACCUCCGGCCACGGCUGCUUGGGCCAUGGCCACGGUGAUCUUCGCGCACUUCGGCGCCAGCGCGCUGGCGGUGGUGCUGCGCACACAGUCGCGGCCCUUCUUGCGCUGCGUGGCGCGAUGCAGCGCCUGCGUGCAGCGCUUCCUGUGCUGCCGGGAGGCGCCGCCGAAGGAGCGGAGUAGCGGCGGGCUGAAGUGGUAUUGGUUCCACCUGGCAUGCCAGGUGGCCUUUGGCGUGCGGGAGUUCCUGCUCAUCUCCCAGCUCCGCGCCUGGACCUGGGAGCUGGUGUUCGUGAACGCGGCAGUGUGGCUGACCAUAGCGAUAGUGACCAGAGAGGUCUGGUGCUUCUCGAUGGUCCGGGAGGGCCCUGAGCAGCGGAAGGUGGCGGUGGAUGGGUUGCUGGAUAUGCUGCUGCUGCCGGUGAACAUCAUCUUCUUCUGCGCGGUUUGCGUCCGCGUGCUGAAGCUGCAGCCGGACACGCAGAUGGGCCGGAUGGUGCCUGUGAUCAUCGAGAGCGGGGACAUCUACGAGGCCUUCGCGCUGUGGUCCGUGCUGGUGCUCUUUGUCAAGGUGGUCCAGGCGGAGAUGGCCGGGAGCCACUCCAACGCCAUGAGCUCCUUCAGGUCCUUCAAGAGCAUCGCCCUGCAGGGCGUCAAGGCCUGGGUCUUCAUCCAGUCCGCCGCCGUGGUGCUGAAGCUGAUUUUGCAGGGGCUGGUAGCCGUGUACGUGCCCACUUUUUGCUACUGGGCCUCAAAGACCUGCACCAGCUGCGAGAAGUGGUACGAGGACAAUGUGGCGACUGCGCUGUCAGCUGUUACCUUUCUGCUUUGUUCCUUCGCCAUCAUGUUUGUCUUCUACUUCGAGUCAGGCUACCGGCACCACCUAGAGAAGACUGAGCCUAUGUGGAAGUUCCUCGGGGUGAAAGGCAUCGUGUCUGUGACCUACUUCCAGUGGCUGGUCAUCUCUGCGUUGGCCUCCCCACUGCACUGGAGCACCACGCAGGUCUACCUUCUCCACUGCCUUCUCUACGCCUUCUGGAUGCCUCUGCUGGCCACGGUGCACACCUUCUUAGCCUACCCCUUCUACCGCUUCCGCAGCGCAGAGCCCGAGCUGUCGCCCUGGCUGGUCGCAUGGCUGCGCACCAUGGACGAGGCCCCUGCCGCGCCCUCUGACGCCGCGGAGACGCCCGCGACUCCGUCGGUGAUCAGCAGCGACAGCCGCAUGGAGACGCUGCUGGACUACCAGCCCUCGCCCUUCGAGGCCCGCACGGUGCGACUUCCCGAAGUCUCGGCCCCGGUGUCCUUGGCCAAGCUCGGCUUCUACGCCUUCCUGGGACUCCUCGCCUCCUGCGCCAGCUCCAAGGCGCUCUUAACGAUGAUCCCCCCGCAGCAGCAGACCCCCGGCCCGCUGCGGAACAUCUCCUGCGCAGGCCAAGGAGACGUGGCGCACUUCUUACAGAGCCGCGCGGACCUGCACUUUGCGCUGCUGAACCACACGGCCGAGACCUGGAGCAGCCCGGGGGUGGCUGGGGCCUGGCUGCCCCUCUGCGCCGAGACUCAGCUGGGCUGCGCGCCGGGGCACUUCGCUGGGCCGUCGAAGCCGCCGCAGCUGGGGUGCUCCGCCCAAGGCGUCUACACCUGGCAGGGCUCCUGCAGCGCCAUCAGCUGCGGGGACCCGCCGCGGCUGCCCCAUGCGAGCCCCCGCAUGCACGACAUCGAGCGCCAGAACUGGACCUACGGUGUGACGAUCCACUACGACUGCGACAAGCCCGGCUACCGGGGCGACCUGCAGGCGGUGUGCAAUGUUACCGGGACCUGGGUGGUGUCGGGGGCCUGCGUGGAGGUCACCUGCGGCGCGCCCCCGGAGAUCCUGCACGCGGCGCCGCUCUGGGAUCCGGGACGCGGGAAUGUGAGCACAGGCAUGGUGGUUCGGUACCAGUGCGAAGAGAUGUACAACGGCACCCCAACUGCCAGCUGUGGUGACGACGGCAUGUACAUGGCUGCAGGGCGCUGCCGCCGCGAGUGCGGCGCGCCGCCGCUGGUGCCACACGCCGCGCCCAGGUACAACAACUCCCAGGUGGAAAGCGGAUGGUUUGUCGGCAUGAGCUGCCCAUACGUGUGUGAUCCAGGCUACCACGGCUAUGUCACCGCGGUGUGCGGCGAGGCAGGGAACUACACGGUCUCCGGCGCCUGUGUGCCAGUCUCCUGCAGCAGCCCCCCGCGCUUGCCGCAGGCCACUGCGCGCAUGGAGGACCUGCGGAGGCAGAACUUCAGCUUGGGGUCCCAGGUGCACUACGACUGCAACGCGCCGAGGUUCCAGGGCCGGCUGCUCGCGGAGUGCUUGGCGAGCAGCCGCUGGAACAUCUCCGGCGCCUGCACGCAGGUGACCUGCGGAGAGCCCCCGGCGUUGCCUCACGCCGCGGCGCUGCGGGAGAAUGCGACCGCGGGGACGGUUGUCCGGUACCAGUGCGACCAGCAGUACAAUGGCACACCAAGUGCAACCUGCGGUUAUGACGGGCACUACGUCUCUUCCGGCCGCUGCCGCCGCCUCUGCGGGCCACCGCCCACGGUGCCGCAGGCCAGCCCCAAGGCGGCUGCGGGAUCUGCGGAGGGCUGGCUGGCAGGUAUGGGCGUGGACUACGCCUGCGACCCCGGGCUGGAGGGCGGCAUCACGGCCAUGUGCACGGACGCGGGGAACUUCUCCGUGGAAGGCAGCUGCAGGCCCGCGAGCAUGCUGGAGACCAACUCGUUGCGCCGGAAGCUGACAGGUGUGUCGGUGGGCAUGGGCGUGGAGAACCUCUUCCUCCUCGGCGGCUUGGGCCUCUUCUGCUACCAGAGGUACCGGGUGGUUGCGCAACCCACGGCUGCAGGCAACGAGCUGGCCGAGGGGUCGGCGCCGAUCUGCCCGGAGAGCUCGGGCGCGUGACACGGCUUCCCACAUGACUUCGCUCAGCAUUUCAUCGGCGAAAGCGAACCGGGAAGCGGAGUGGCCAUGCAGUUGGUUUCCUCGGAUGCCAAGUGGCCCAUGACUUCACAUUUCACCUUUUCUGUGC